AUGAAGAGUCUUAUAUGGUGUAUGUGGUGGACAUGGGCGUUGCUGGUGUUGAUGGGGAGUGGAGGCAUGGGGUGCCUGGAAGAAGAGAGGAAUGCGCUGCUCGGCAUCAAGGCCGCCUUCAACAGCCCGAACGGGUCUUCUCUUUCAUCAUGGAGUGACGACUACGGCAGCAACUGUUGUGGCUGGAAACGCGUGGUGUGCGACAACGCCACUUCGCGAGUGGCUCGCCUAUAUCUGAAUAAUACACGGCAUCCAAACCUGGGAGCUUGGGUUAUUAAAGCCUCUUUAUUCCUCCCUCUGGAGGAACUUCAAGUGUUGGAUUUAAGUAAAAAUCAUCUCUCAGGUCCAAAUCUAGAGGUGCUGGAUAUUUUGGGUAACACUUUGGCUAAUGAUGCUCUCCUGGACAUUGCGAGGAUAACAUCUCUUAAGGCCUUAGAUAUCAAAUUUGGUGGAUUGAGUGCUUCGACAUUAAUGGAAGGCUUGUGCGAAUUAAGGAACCUUGAGGAGUUGCACAUUGUUGGUAAUGGGGUUUGGGGUCCUCUUCCGUCGUGCUCGUGCAAUAUGACCUCACUUCGUGCACUUGAUGUUCGAUAUAACAAUUUUAGCGGACCCAUUCCUUCGUGUCUCGUCAAUAAUCUCAAGUCACUUGAAUAUAUUGCCUUAUCUGGAAAUGCUUUUGAAGGCUCACUUUCGCUUGCUUCCCUAGCUGAUAAUUCUAACCUUGAGGUAUUCCACCUCGUCGACAACCAUUAUCGUCUGGAAGUAAAUACAGAAGACCCCGCUUGGUUUCCUACAUUUCAAUUGAAGGUAUUUAGUUUAUCGAACUGUGUGCUCAACAAAGAUGCAAAUGGCGUAAUUCCUAGCUUUUUGAAGGGACAACAUGACUUGAGAGGUGUUCAGCUCAACCACAAUGGAAUGAGAGGAAAUUUCCCGAAUUGGCUACUAGACAACAAUGUAAAUCUGGAUCGGUUGGAACUCAUAGGCAAUGAAUUGUCGGGUACUUUUCAUUUGCCUUCUAAUUUGAGUCUUGCCAACAUGGGGUUGUUUGAUGUGUCUGCUAAUACUUUUGAAGGAGAGCUUCCAACUUCGAUUGGUUUUAACCUCCCGAAUUUCAAUGUUUUGAAUUUUUCAAACAACUUACUAAGUGGUGGAAUCCCUCCCUCAAUGGGCAAUAUGCAACUUCUAGAAUUUUUGGACUUGUCGAAUAACAGCUUCACUGGAGAGAUACCGGAGACAUUGGCUAAAGGUUGUACGUGUCUUAAUAUUUUGAAAUUGUCACACAACAAUUUGCAGGGCCAAAUGCUACCGAGGUAUUCUAACUUAGGAAACUUGGGAAGUUUGUAUUUGGACAACAAUUGUUUUAGAGGGGACAUAUCGCCCGAUAUCUUAAAUAGCUCCCUCUUGACGGUUUUGGAUGUAAGCCAUAAUUUCCUAUCUGGAUCACUUCCUAAUUGGAUUGGAGAUAUUCAAAACUUGCAGGGGCUUAUGUUGGCGAGUAACUUAUUGGGAGGUCCUUUACCGUACAGCUUUUGCAACUUGACAGUACUCACUCUUCUAGACCUCUCAAGUAACAACCUUGGGCCGAAUAUACCUCCUUGCGCCAACGUUAAAUUUCUGCGGUACUUGCAUUUAUCAAAUGACACUCUUGUUGGGCAUUUUCCUGAGUUUCUUUCUAAAGCUUCAUCAAUUGUCACAUUGGACCUUAGACAAAACGCAUUGUCAGGUGAGAUCCCGAGGUGGAUUGGUUCACUUCGGAACUUGAGGAUUCUUCUACUACGAGGAAAUAAUUUUGAAGGUUCAAUUCCUCCAGAUCUGUGCCUAUUGAAAGAUAUGAGCUUAUUGGAUCUCUCCAAUAAUAAUCUUUAUGGGAAAAUUCAUUCUUGUUUGAAUGGUUUGCCAUUUGGAUACUUUGAGCCAUACAUAGUUGAUAUACUUGUAGAAGAGCAUUGGGAAACACGCGACAAUAGGCUCAGUUUCAAAUUUGCAUAUCAAUAUCUCUAUCUAGAAAUGGUACCAAAUAUAAUUAGAUUAGAAGAAGUAAACUUCAUCACAAAGAGUAGGUUGGAAUCUUAUAAGGGCAACAUCCUAAACCUCAUGUCAGGAAUGGAUCUCUCACAGAACAAUUUGACAGGCUUUAUUCCUUCGGAGUUGGGCUACUUGAGGGAACUAAAAGUAUUGAACCUAUCACACAACCAUUUGAUAGGAUCGAUCCCGGGAACGUUUUCCAAUUUACAGAAUGUAGAGAGUUUGGAUCUAUCUUAUAACAACUUAACUGGUCCCAUCCCUCCACAACUAACAAAUCUCUGUGGCUUGUCGGUUUUUAUUGUGGCUCACAACAACUUGUCAGGCAGGACACCGGAUUUUAAAAAUCAAUUUGGAACUUUUGAUGAAGCAAGUUAUAGAGGUAACCCUCUUCUUUGUGGACCACCAUUAACAAGCUGUGAUGGCUCAAAUCGAGGAACGGCAACGCCACCAUCUUUUAAUCAUACCGGGGAGGAUGACUCCUGGAGUGAAGCCUUUUGGUGGAGUUUUGCGGGAUCAUACGUGGUGGCAUUCCUUGGAGUGAUUCUGUUUCUCUACCUAAACUUGUACUAUCGGUACAUGUUGUUCAACCUUGUUCGUAAGUUUAUCCCAUCAUUUCCCCAGUAG
Molecule: messenger RNA, 2649 nt
Organism: Eucalyptus grandis
Lineage: Eukaryota; Viridiplantae; Streptophyta; Magnoliopsida; Myrtales; Myrtaceae
Product: receptor-like protein 15
Exons: 3
Coding region: 1-2649 (882 amino acids)
Molecular function (GO): protein binding
Source: RefSeq, a predicted model, not a curated record